AUGGAUCAAACACAGAGAGGAAUCCUGGGCCAGCCCCUGCCCAUCCCCACCACCCAGCCCAAGAAGAAAAGGACGUCAAUGAUGUCUUUCUUUUCCAAGGUCUCUUGGACACUGAGGUUCCAGAAGCGGGAGUCUCUGAAGAAUGUGUUCUCCAACUUGGCAGAAAGAGCCCAGGACCCCAACGCUAAAAAGCGUCACAUGGCAAUGAGAGGCCUGGGAACCAUGGCCUGUGAGACCCCGGACAAGGUGAGGAAGUAUAAGAAAAUUGUCCUAGAUCUGCUGGUACAUGGACUGUAUGACCCUGUGAGUGCUGAAGUUAUCCACGAGAGCAUGAAGACUCUGACCAUCAUCUUGGGCAAGAUCCAGGGGAAAAGUCUGGGCUCUUUCUUCGUAGACAUCACUCUUCAGACCAGGACUUUGUUAGAUGACGAGAACGACAACCUGAGAUAUUCAGCCUUCGUCUUGUUUGGGCAAUUGGCAGCCUAUGCUGGGCGGAAAUGGAAGACAUUUUUCACCAGUCAGGUCAAGCAGACUCAAGAUUCCCUCCUGAUACAUUUACAGGACAGAAAUCCCCAGGUUGCCAAGGCUUGCAAGACAACAUUUCGAGCCUGUUCUCCAUAUCUGAAAGAAAGAAAGGAAAACAGCUUCCAGACUGAAGAAGAUCAAAGGAACCCUAAACUCUGCCGGCAGCUGAGCUACUAUCAUCCAGAGCUCCUGCAGUUCUUCUAUGCAAAUAAGAUUCUGUAA
Messenger RNA from Neomonachus schauinslandi (Hawaiian monk seal), 747 nucleotides. It is a transcript of the gene MRO, whose product is annotated as maestro. The transcript has 6 exons. The record is from RefSeq and is a predicted model, not a curated record. NCBI's taxonomy places the organism in Eukaryota, Metazoa, Chordata, Mammalia, Carnivora, Phocidae. Bases 1 to 747 code for a protein of 248 amino acids. Gene Ontology annotation, cellular component: cytoplasm.